AAAAAUAUUCCCCCUUUGCUCAAUGGACACCGUUGACACUGAAUAGAGCCAGAAGAGUUAGAGCAACAUUAAACGGCACAUUAUCCAGCUGACAAUCCAGCAUGUCCUUGAUGGUCUUCUCAGCCGCGGCCGCAAACCUUUCUCCAGUGUUUUCUGUGGUUCCCAGACAUAAGUUUUCUCCCACCUUCCCUGAACGUAUUCAGAGGCUUCAUCACUUCGGGUACCGUUCGAAUCCGAAUCAUUGCUUCAAACCGAUUACGCAGCCAUGUAGGAACUCUCUGAUAUCGGACAAGUUUCCUGCUGUCGGUGCCCGAUCGACGGGUCCCGUUGCGCCCGAUCAUCUCAUCGAAGUCGUUAAAACUGCAGCUCAGACUGGCGCUCAGGUUGUAAUGGAUGCUGUAAAUAAGCCACGAAAUAUUACAUAUAAAGGAUUAACUGACUUGGUGACUGAGACAGAUAAAAUGAGCGAAGCUGCCAUAUUAGAGAUCGUGAACAAGAAUUUUGAAGACCAUCUUAUUCUCGGGGAAGAAGGAGGAAUUAUAGGGGAUGCAGCAUCAGAUUAUCUUUGGUGCAUUGAUCCGUUAGAUGGGACGACAAACUUUGCACAUGGCUAUCCCAGUUUUGCUGUUUCUGUUGGAGUUCUAUAUCGGGGGAGGCCAGCUGCUGCUGCAGUGGUUGAAUUUGUUGGAGGUCCUAUGUGUUGGAAUACUCGCACUUUCUCUGCAACUACUGGUGGUGGAGCUUUCUGCAAUGGGCAGAGGAUUCGAGUCAGUGAAACUAAUCAGGUGGAACGAUCUCUUCUAGUGACUGGCUUCGGGUAUGAUCAUGAUGAUGCAUGGGCCACUAACAUUGACUUAUUUAGAGAGUUUACAGAUGUCAGCAGGGGUGUAAGACGACUUGGUGCGGCUGCAGUGGACAUGUGUCAUGUAGCUUUGGGAAUUGUAGAAGCUUAUUGGGAAUAUCGUCUAAAGCCAUGGGAUAUGGCUGCAGGUGUUUUGAUGGUGGAAGAAGCAGGGGGCGCUGUUUCUCGGAUGGAUGGCGGUAAAUUUUGUGUUUUUGAUAGAUCGGUUUUGGUUUCAAAUGGUGUGCUCCAUGAAAAGCUUCUAGAUCGAAUUGGACCUGCAACAGAGAAAUUGAAAAGCAAGGGAAUUGAUUUCUCAUUGUGGUAUAAACCAGAGAAUUACGCGACUGACGUCUAAGGUCGGAUGAUUCGUGGACACUAAUACAAAAAUUAAAUUCCAUUGUUAUAUUAGUUUCUGCUCAUAGUUCGAUAUUUAUGAAAGCCAAACAUUUUGGACAUUAAACUGCAAGGAUAACUUUUACGCCAGCUGAAUUUUCAAAAAUGUGUUUAAAAAUAGUCAUCAUUCGUUUGUAUAUCUACACGGCUACACCCACGUCAUAUUUAUUGGGGGAUUUAUCUUCUGAAAUUGAAUUAUCAUGUGACCUGAUCUAUCACUAUUUAUCU
Arachis stenosperma is the source of this 1465-nucleotide messenger RNA. RefSeq names its product phosphatase IMPL1, chloroplastic. The transcript is spliced from 10 exons. Bases 102 to 1199 code for a protein of 365 amino acids. Lineage: Eukaryota; Viridiplantae; Streptophyta; Magnoliopsida; Fabales; Fabaceae. Gene Ontology annotation, biological process: phosphatidylinositol phosphate biosynthetic process; inositol metabolic process; signal transduction. The record is from RefSeq and is a predicted model, not a curated record. Gene Ontology annotation, molecular function: inositol monophosphate 1-phosphatase activity.